Molecule: messenger RNA, 2563 nt
Organism: Platichthys flesus (European flounder)
Lineage: Eukaryota; Metazoa; Chordata; Actinopteri; Pleuronectiformes; Pleuronectidae
Gene: sox4a
Product: SRY-box transcription factor 4a
Exons: 1
Coding region: 795-1913 (372 amino acids)
Biological process (GO): cell differentiation; anatomical structure morphogenesis; positive regulation of transcription by RNA polymerase II
Molecular function (GO): DNA-binding transcription activator activity, RNA polymerase II-specific; RNA polymerase II cis-regulatory region sequence-specific DNA binding
Source: RefSeq, a predicted model, not a curated record
ACUUCCCCCUUGCAGCCGGGGAAAAGGACACUUUGUUCCAUUAAAAGACACACUCAACACUUACUUAUACAUAUGUUUAAAUAAACACACACACACACACACACACACCAAGUUUGUCUCUCUUCCAGUGGAGUCUGACAGGAAUGAGGUCAGACACACUGAUCCUCGUUGCACAUUAUUAUUAUUAUUAUUACCCGUUUUUUUUAUUCGGCCAAUGGGAGACCAGGGGGAGUGGCUCGGCUGAAAAACCGGGAUGGAGACAGACGCUGAUUGGCUUCUAUAUCUCGCGAUGAGGGUAUAUAACGGCGAGGUUCUCGUUGUUGUGUUUACAGUAAUAUUUCAGAGCGCUCAGGAAACAGGGAGACUAUGAGAAAGCGCAGCUGCUCCAUUCAACCACAUGGUUCCUCAACCGCACAGACAAGCUGCGCUGCAGACAGCCUGGUUCACAUAAGGGACUUGCACUGCAGUUGGCCACAGCGGCGCGCUUCCACUCUUGCAGGGCGAGUUUUCAGCCGCACAGGCAGUUGAAAGUUGCUGUUGAAUAGAUCCGGGGAUUUAUUUCUUUUUUGUCCCUGUGACAGUUGAGAGAUCCCGAGUCUCCGCUGCGAGCUGAACUGACAAAGAGACAGAGAGAAGAGACUUAGGUGAACUUUCUUUUUCUUAGACCUGUAUCCAUCAUCGGUCUCUUGAGCGCCUGAAAUCAGAACAAGUGAGGAGUACACAUAUUUUUGCGCACUUGAACUUUGUGAAAGCCCGGCACUGAGCAGAGUGUUUCCAGACACCUGGAGGAGAGGAUGGUGCAGCACAUGAGCCAGACAGAGAGCGCCCACGCUCACUCCCCCGGCGGGGACUCCACGGACACGGGAGAGAUGGACCUGGAGAUGGAUGCGUCCCCGACCCCCGAGUCUCCCUCUUCCGGGGUGCGCAGCGACCUGGCGUGGUGCAAAACUCCGACGGGCCACAUCAAGAGACCCAUGAACGCAUUCAUGGUGUGGUCACAGAUCGAGAGAAAAAAGAUUAUGGAGCAGUCGCCGGACAUGCACAACGCUGAGAUCUCCAAGAGGCUGGGGAAGCGCUGGAAGCUGCUGAAAGACACAGACAAGAUCCCGUUCAUCCGCGAGGCGGAGCGGCUCAGGCUCAAACACAUGGCCGACUACCCAGACUACAAGUACCGGCCCAGGAAGAAGGUCAAGUCGGCGAGCGGAGUGAGUAAGCCGACGGAGCGCGGGGAGAAGAGCGGUGAGCGCAGCGCCAAAGCCGGCGUGAAGAGAAGCAGCCCCGCGUCCAAAGGAGGGAGCAGGACGCACAGGCAGGGGAGCGUGAAGAGCGCUGCGGGGCAGGACUAUGCGUCUCCCGGUGACCACCAGGCGCUCUUCAAAUCCAGGUCAGUGUCUGGGGCCAGGCAGAUCCCGGAGAAGCGCGCAGGAGAGGCGAGGCGCGGCCACAUGUUCGGCGGGGCAGGCAGCCUGGAGAGCGGACCUCCCUCUGUGGGAGUCCCGGCCAGUCCCACCCUGAGCAGCUCGGCGGAGUCCAGCGACCCGCUCAGCCUGUACGAGGAGCAGAGCCCGGCGGCCAGCGAGUCAUCGCACACCGCGCGCCUCAGGUACUCCCGCGCCUCCUCGCCGACACCGUCCGCCUCUCACUCUUCCUCGUCCGUGUCAUCCUCAUCAUCGGAUGAAGAGUUCGAAGACGAGCGGCUCGAGCUGAACCCGAGCCCCGGCUUUGAGAGCAUGUCCCUGGGCGGCAUGGGCUUCUCCGACGCAGAGCUGGACCGGGACUUGGACUGGAGCUUCGGGGAGUGCGGGGCGGGCUCUCACUUCGACUUCCCCGACUACUGCACGCCGGAGGUCAGCGAGAUGAUCUCAGGAGACUGGCUGGAGUCCACCAUCUCCAACCUGGUGUUCACCUACUGAGAGGUGCGCGGUGGAGAGGAACCGCGACGUCCCCCCACGUUUAGAACUGUUCAGCCCCCCAGACAGGCGUGCGAGUCCAGACCAGACUAUUUCCGCCAUUCUUUCACUGAAUAAGGGAGAGUGGAGACAGGAAAGGAAAAGGUGGCCUGUGUGCGCGUUGAAGCCCCGCAGGAACGCGCCGCUCACAGACUUGGAUAGCGCGCGGUGCGCCUGACGGGAACGCGCAAACGGGGGAAAUGCUUAGUGUGCAUUUGGACACAGAGGAGGAGUGAAUGUAAGCAGAGAGCAGCGAAACACACGAACUUCAGCUCAAAUGUUCAAGCCAACCCGCUGAGGAGGAGGACUGAGACUGAACUCUGAAACUUCAUGUUAUUUAGGGUCGGGUAGAGGGACACUCACCGGAGAGCUCGUCAUGUCGGGUUCUGUUUAAGAUAUAGCCAAUUCACAUUGACCAUCAAGUUGCUAUUCAGGUGCAGUUUUCCUCCAAACUCGAAAUAGUUUCAAUAUCAGCAGCACGCAUGCCCUCCGAGAUAAGGAGGAUUUUGUUGUGGUUCAAUGCGUAAAAAUGUUCAUUGCUGCGUAAUUACGCAAUUUUGUGUGACCAUAGGACACAGUUCACUAUCACCAGCUUCUCUUUCAACGGCAGGACU